Messenger RNA from Camelina sativa (false flax), 780 nucleotides. NCBI's taxonomy places the organism in Eukaryota, Viridiplantae, Streptophyta, Magnoliopsida, Brassicales, Brassicaceae. The record is from RefSeq and is a predicted model, not a curated record.
AUGUUAAAGGCCAAGGCUUUAUGUUAUCGUUUAGUGAAAUCCAGAAAAGCUACUUCUUGUGCUCUUCCCUCUGAACCAUCUCCCUCCACUUCAGUAGCCGCCGUCUCUGCCAUUUCUGGUGACCACUGGUCUCGAUGUUUGUCUUUGAUAGUCAAACUUGGUGGGAGAGGUCUUGUAGACUCUGCUCGGGAAGUGAUUAGCCGUGUUAUCGAUGGUUCUUCUUCUAUUUCAGAGGCGGCUUUAGUUGUUGAUUUCGCGGGCAACAAUGGAAUAGAACUCGAUUUGUGUUGCUGCGGCGCAUUGAUAAGGAAGCUGACGGAUAUGGGUCAGCCUGGAUUGGCUGAAACUUUCUACAACGAACGUGUGAUUGGAAAUGGUAUGGUUCCUGAUUCGUCGGUUUUAGAUUCAAUGGUGUUUUGUCUAGUUAAGCUAAGGAGGUUCGAUGAAGCUAGAGCUCAUUUAGAUAGCAGUAUAGCUUCUGGUUAUGUUCCUAGUAGAGAUGCUUCUAGUUUAGUAAUUGAUGAGCUUUGUAAUCAAGAUCGAUUUCUCGAGGGGUUUCAUUGCUUUGAACAAGUGAAAAAGGGAGGCAGUGGUUUAUGGCUUUGGUGUUGUAAGAGAUUGUUUAAGGGGUUGUGCGAUCAUGGACACUUGGAUGAAGCAGUUGGGAUGUUAGAUACUCUGUGUUUUGUAGAAGAAGAAUUGCUGAAGCUUUUGCUAGUCCUCACAGGAGGAAGUUGUGAGUACUGGUACUCAAGGAGGUGGCCAAGAGACUACGGAUGA